Messenger RNA from Nannospalax galili (Upper Galilee mountains blind mole rat), 903 nucleotides. RefSeq names its product free fatty acid receptor 1 (gene Ffar1). The coding region runs from base 1 to 903 and encodes 300 amino acids. The transcript has a single exon. The record is from RefSeq and is a predicted model, not a curated record. Gene Ontology annotation, cellular component: plasma membrane. NCBI's taxonomy places the organism in Eukaryota, Metazoa, Chordata, Mammalia, Rodentia, Spalacidae. Gene Ontology annotation, biological process: G protein-coupled receptor signaling pathway; positive regulation of cytosolic calcium ion concentration; positive regulation of insulin secretion. Gene Ontology annotation, molecular function: bioactive lipid receptor activity.
AUGGACCUGUCCCCGCAGCUCUCCUUUGCCCUCUACAUCUCAGCCUUUGCACUGGGCUUCCCACUCAAUGUACUGGCCAUCCGAGGUGCGGUGUCCCGCGCCCGACUGCGUCUCACCCCCAGCCUAGUCUACACUUUCCACCUGGGCUGCUCUGACCUCCUUUUGGCCACCACUCUGCCCCUGAAGGCCGUGGAGGCCCUGGCCUCUGGGGCCUGGCCCCUGCCACCCUCUUUCUGCCCUGUCUUUGCCUUGGCUCACUUUGCCCCUCUCUAUGCGGGUGGCGGUUUCCUAGCUGCUCUCAGUGUUGGCCGUUACCUGGGAGCUGCCUUCCCCUUCGGAUACCAAGCCAUCCGGAGGCCACGCUAUUCCUGGGGUGUGUGUGUGGCCAUAUGGGCCCUUGUCCUCUGCCACCUGGGGCUGGUCCUUGGGUUGGAGGCUCCAGGAGGCUGGCUGGACAAUACCACUAGUUCUCUGGGAAUCAUCACACCAGUGAACGGCUCCCCGGUCUGCCUGGAGGACUGGGACCCUGCUUCGGCUCGCCCUGCCCGCCUCAGUUUCUCUAUUCUGCUCUUCUUUCUGCCCUUGGUCGUUACAUCCUUCUGUUAUGUGGGUUGCCUCCGGGCCCUGGCACACUCAGGCCUGAGCCACAGACGGAAGCUCAGGGCGGCCUGGGUGGCCGGUGGGGCCCUCCUCACUCUGUUGCUCUGCUUGGGACCCUACAAUGCUUCCAACGUGGCUAGUUUCGUGAACCCAGACCUGGGAGACCCCUGGAGGAAGCUUGGGCUCAUCACAGGAGCCUGGAGUGUGGUGAUCAACCCACUGGUGACUGGCUACUUGGGAGCAGGACCUGGCCGGGGGACAGUAUGUGUGGCAAGGACAAAAGGAGGAACAACUCAGAAGUAG